Molecule: messenger RNA, 2806 nt
Organism: Gastrolobium bilobum
Lineage: Eukaryota; Viridiplantae; Streptophyta; Magnoliopsida; Fabales; Fabaceae
Product: potassium transporter 5-like
Exons: 8
Coding region: 187-2517 (776 amino acids)
Biological process (GO): potassium ion transmembrane transport
Cellular component (GO): membrane
Molecular function (GO): potassium ion transmembrane transporter activity
Source: RefSeq, a predicted model, not a curated record
UCUCACACUGAGUUUCCUCCCCCAAAGUAGCAAGUGAUCAAUGAUCACUAUUUUUGUCUUUCUUUCUCGUUUUCAAAACGCGUAACCAGUGUUCACCUAUUAAUUGUUAGUAAGAGAAGACACUGUAGCUUAUAAAUUACUUGUACAAACUUUGUAGACCAAUAUUCCCAAAUCAUCAAAAUCAAAAUGCCUUCAGAAGAAGCAGUGGUUGUGGAAAUGGAAAACAUAGCAAAUAAUGAAGGGAUAGAACAGAAUCACCAGCUUCAAGUUUCUGAACAUCCCAGCCUCAAAGUGAAGCAAAAGUUGCGAAGAUAUGAUUCUCUGGAAAUGGAAUCCCGCCGUUUCUCCCACGCCUGUGCCUCUAAAGGACCAGCGAUGACAGUGAUACUGCAACUCGCGUUUCAAAGUAUUGGAAUAGUGUAUGGAGAUAUUGGAACAUCACCGUUGUAUGUGUAUUCAAGCACCUUCACAGAUGGCAUAAAACACAACGAUGACAUAUUAGGAGUUCUUUCCUUGAUCUUUUAUACCAUCACUCUCAUCCCUCUUCUUAAGUAUGUCUUCGUUGUGUUACGGGCAAACGAUAAUGGAGACGGAGGGACUUUUGCUUUGUACUCUCUAAUAUGCCGUUACGCCAAAGUUGGACUUAUUCCGAAUCAACAACUAGAGGACACAGAGGUGUCUAAUUACCAGCUAGAGUUGCCGAACAAACGUGAGAAAAGAGCAUCAAAGCUUAAGUCUAAGCUUGAGAAUAGCCACUUUAUGAAGCUCUUCCUCUUAUUUGCUACCAUGCUCGGCACUUCCAUGGUCAUUGGUGAUGGUGUUCUCACCCCUUGCAUCUCUGUUUUAUCUGCUGUGGGAGGGAUCAAGCAAGCUGCUACCCAAAUAACUGACGAUCAGAUUGUUUUGAUAUCCGUAGCAAUCUUGGUGGGCCUUUUCAUGGUUCAGAGGCUAGGAACUGAUAAAGUGGGAUACAGUUUUGCUCCCAUUAUCUGUUUGUGGUUCACCUUCAUCGCAGGCAUUGGCGUGUACAAUUUCAUCAAGUAUGACGCAACGGUCAUUAAAGCAAUAAAUCCAAAAUACAUAGUAGAUUAUUUCAGCAGGAACAAGAAAGAUGCUUGGAUUUCUCUUGGUGGCGUUGUGUUGGCCAUAACAGGAACUGAAGCACUAUUUGCUGAUGUUGGACAUUUCACGGUUCGGUCCAUACAGAUAAGUAUGUGCUCUGUGACAUACCCUGCUCUCAUAUUGGCUUAUGCUGGACAGGCCUCGUUUCUUCGCAAAAACAAUGAUCUUGUUAGCGAAACAUUCUACAAGUCCAUACCAGACCCUUUAUAUUGGCCAAUGUUUGUGAUUGCUGUUUUGGCAGCAAUCAUAGCUUCUCAAGCCAUGAUCUCUGGAACAUUCUCUAUAAUCCAACAAUCCCUAGCAUUGGGAUGUUUUCCACGUGUGCAAAUUGUACAUACAUCAACCAAGCAUGAAGGACAAGUUUAUAUCCCAGAAGUUAAUUACAUCCUCAUGAUUGCUUGUAUUGCCAUCACUGUUGGGUUUAAAACCACCACAAAAAUUGGCAAUGCCUACGGUAUAGCAGUGGUGUUUGUAAUGACACUUACAUCUGCUUUCCUCGUGCUAAUCAUGAUCAUGAUAUGGAAGACCCACAUUCUUCUUGUUAUUAGCUAUGUACUCGUCAUUGGUUCUGUGGAGCUUGUUUAUUUGAGCUCAGUUUUAUACAAAUUUGACCAAGGAGGGUAUCUUCCUCUUACACUUGCUGCGGUGUUAAUGAUCAUCAUGUAUGUUUGGAACAAUGUGUACCGAAGGAAGUACUAUUAUGAAUUGGAUCAUAAGGUUUCUCCAGAGAAGGUUAGAGAGAUUGCUGCUGACACAAAUUUGUGUCGAGUACCUGGUCUUGCAAUGUUUUACUCAGAGCUUGUUCAAGGUAUCCCACCUAUUUUCAAGCAUUAUGUGGCAAAUGUGCCUGCACUGCACUCUGUCCUUGUCUUUGUUUCCAUCAAAUCCUUGCCUAUUAGCAAAGUUCCAAUGGAAGAACGGUUCCUUUUUCGCCGAGUUGAACCAAAAGAUCUGAACAUAUUCCGAUGUGUUGCUAGAUAUGGAUACACUGAUGUCCGCAAUGAGAAUGAGCCUUUUGACAAGUUGCUUGUUGAAAGAUUGAAGGAAUUUAUUGCUAAGGAGUUUUGGUUGUCACAAAUGGAGCUUCAGAAUGAUCAAUAUGAUGAAAAAUUGAAUGUUGAUAAGGUUGAUGGAGCACUUGAAGCUAGUAAUGAAGAAAGACUACAAGAGGCAAUCGAGAAAGAGAUUGAGGCAGUAGAAAAAGCAUCACGUGCAGGUAUUGUUCACUUGAUUGGUGAAAACGAGGUGAUUGCUAGCAAAGGAGCUAACAUUGGAAAGAGGAUUUUGAUAGAUUAUGCCUACAAUUUCUUGAAGAAAAACUUGAGACAGAGUGACAAAAUAUUUGAUAUCCCCCACAAACGUUUGGUCAAAGUGGGAAUGACUUACGAACUUUAAAGAACUAAACUCUGUACAGAUAUCAAAGGAAGAAAAAUAGUUUUUUUUUUUGGUUGGAGGAGAAACUCUGUAUGCUCAACAGAUAAGCCUUUGCUCAUAGGGCACUUCUCCUUGUUAUGGUAGGGGGUGAACAAUCCCCAAAAUCCCAUUUCCCCUCUCUCCCUCCCGAGGGCAUGUUUGAUACAUAUAAUACCUGAUAGUAUAAGAUCUGAUUAAAUUUUAAUAUCAUUCAGCAUUUGAUAUGAUAUUGUAUAAAAUAAUAUCAUCCAAUAUUUGGUAAUACACUGUA